Molecule: messenger RNA, 3386 nt
Organism: Neohortaea acidophila
Lineage: Eukaryota; Fungi; Ascomycota; Dothideomycetes; Mycosphaerellales; Teratosphaeriaceae
Exons: 3
Coding region: 150-3386 (1078 amino acids)
Molecular function (GO): ubiquitin conjugating enzyme activity
Source: RefSeq, a predicted model, not a curated record
GCCUUCCUGUCUUGAAAUUAGGUUUGCGUAAACGUAUCACACACCCACCGAGCGAAAUUGGGCAAGAGCAUAUAGCUCAAAUUCGUCCGCCUCCGAUGCCUUCUUUUCCCUCACAUCACCACUAACGAGGGCAGUUCAUAGCGACAAGCAUGGCUGCAGCAGACGGUUUGCUCGGCGGAGACGCCGCCAUCACCCAGUUCGUGGCCACGAUCCCCUCGCGCUGCUCGUCUUGCAACGGCAGCGUGGCCGUGACCAAAGAGGCCCUUCUUCGCCUCUUCGACAACGGAGCAGACGAGCUCGCCGCCGUCUGCCCGUCCUGCAAGGCGGCGACGUGUCUGGGAUGCGGCCAGGCGGUCACAGCAACGAGCGAGAAGCUCGGCAAGAAGGCCAGCAAUGGCAUCCAGCUCACCUGGCACUGUGAGGCCGCACGCCUGGCGCUCACCUGGGCCUGUCUCACCGGCUACGACGCCCGUCUGGCCGCCACGAGGCAGAGCAACGCGUCUGCGAGCCUUACGCGUACCAACAAGCGAGGGAAGUACCGCGACGACGCGGGUGUGGGCUACAGCCUCGAUUCACACUAUGACGAUUACCCCUCUCUCACGGAAGCGCUGGAUGAGUACAUUGGGGCCCCAGUGGGUGUCGGGAUAUCCGGUCCGAUGAUCUACUCGCCAAUUGGCCCAAACGACUCAAACUUCGCACCUUCCUGGUUCUCUCACGCGACCUUUCCGAUUCUGGGUCAACCAGCGCCCGUUUCAUACCACAAGGCGGCAACUGAGGCGUCCACAGCCAACAAGUCCCACAAUCCCACGAACCUCACUUCGACAAGCUCUGCUGGUGCGAGUAUUGUCAGGUCGCCUUCCGCACCUCCGAGUAUAUCGGCCAAAGCGCAGCCGCACGCGUCAUCGGCUUCCAAAUAUCACCCAGGCCUGUCCUGGUUCGUUAACGAUCUUCCAGAGCCUUCCCUUUCUGAAUCCAAGAAGCCCGCCAUGCCAGCGAAAGAGCUGCCGACAUCUCACUCGGACGCGCCAUCUCCGAAGCCUUCAGGCCCCGAUACGCAGGAAAAGCCACAGAAGAAGAAAGGCUUCAAGGCCCCAUCGAAAUCCCCGGCGUUGUCCGAAUUCUCUACCAAUCCAUAUCAAUCCCUGGAUCCCUUUUACUACACGGACGCGUCAGCGGACUCCCCCGGUCCAGCGCUACCAUGGUCGCAGGUGUUCGCCUCAACCAAAUUUGACGCCACAACCUCAUACAGCGACGGUCCGCAUUCUCAGAAUGAGAUGCAGCAAACUUCUCAUACUCAGGAGGAACAUUACCCGUCGUUGACUGCGAAGUAUCCAUACGCACCGCCAAACGUCCACAUUCCACUCAAAACAGGAGGCGCGCAGACAGGCGUAAGCCAGCUCAAGAAGCUGGCAUUGACCGCGCCAUCUCUCGGGUACUCGCCUCUCGACUGCGAUGGCAUUGAAGGCAUUCAUUCCAAGGAUUACGCGUCGCUUCCCCCCGUCAACACGCCUUUGUUUCCCGCCGGCAAGCCGUCUGUGAACUCCCGCAAGCGACCGUCGCGUCCGCAGACUCCGGAGCGAGUGGACCCAGAAGACGCGCCGACCACAAAAGUGCUUACCGUCCUGAUCGCGCUUCUUCCCUCACGCGACGAACAGCCUGUUGCAACCGCCCUGGACCAGGCGCCACCAGGUGCACUCACCACGUUGCUUCGGUGCAGCACCGUCUUUGACAAAGUAGCUGAACUCCUUUACAACGGGUCACUCGAAGAUGCCGCAAAGAGGUCUGACCUCUACCACGCGCUGCUACACUUCGUGCGUUCACUCGCCUACGGUCCCGAUCGCAUUACCGACAUCCUGUACCAAGCCCGUGCUCUCGACAAGCUCGGACACGAUCUGUCCAGACUUUCUUUCGACGGUUCCACGCGUCUGCAGUUUGAACCCGACGACUACGGCAAGCCACUCAGCAUCUGCAUGUCGAGCUUGACAAAGCAGAGUGAGAUGCUCAGGAAGACCGCGGCAGCACACCCGAACGAGUUCCUCAACGAAGAGGCGCAAGGCAUACUUGCGAUUUGUGCAGACAUUGAGACUACCGCGGCGAUAGUGGCAAACCGCGCCGUUGACCUUGGAGCCCCAGCAAAAGCAUCGACUGAUACGCAGAACGAUCCUUAUGCGUGGCAGAAGGACGUUGCCGUGUUGGCGGUUCCCGACGAUGACAUCCUCGCCCAGCACACCUACGCAUCGGAUGCGCGCCAAGUCGUACACGCGGCAGUCGGUCGUAUGCGUCGCAUCAUCAACGAGAUCACCUGCCUCAAAGCCAACCUCCCGCCCAAUAUCUUCGUACGCUACGGCGAAUCAAGACCUGAUGUGCUGAAGGUGGUUAUCGUCGGCCCCGAAGGUACCCCGUACAAGAACGGCCUUUUCGAAUUCGACGUGCUGUGUCCGGUCGACUAUCCAGCAAGCCCGCCCAAGAUGCACCUCCGAACGACAGGCGGUGGCAGGGUCGGCUUCAACCCGAACCUCUAUCCGACCGGCUACGUGUGUUUGUCUCUGCUAGGGACAUGGUCGGGCGAGAAGUGGCAGCCGGGAAAGAGCACGAUGAUGCAGAUCUUUGUCAGCAUCCAGGCCAUGAUCUUCUGUGAGGAGCCGUGGUGCAAUGAGCCCGGACGCGAAGGAGAUGCAGGAUCGUCCCGGAGUCGGAGAUACAAUCGCAAUCUUCAUCGCGAUGUCAUCAGAUACGGAAUGCUCGAGUGGAUCGACGGCAAGACAACGCAGACGAGCCCGCGAGUGAAGUACGCUUUCUCGGAACACGCCUUGUCGGAGAUGGAUCUGGCCACCAGCACCCCGGACACGCUACGUAGAAUGCCUGCCCGGGAGAAGCCGAAGCAAAGCGCCCACGGAGUCGAAUUGUUCAAAGAGGUGGUGGCGAAGCAUUUUGAGACACACCGCGAGCAGAUCAUCAGAACGGUCAACGCGUGGGUUGCCGAUCAUAUCCGCCACCAGCAGGCUGCGGAGGAGGAUGCAGCGAGGCACUACCCGUUCUCCGAUCCCUUUGACUAUGACGAGGUUGGAUAUGCCCAGCUGUCAAAGAAGAAGAAACCGAAGAAGUCAAAGGCAGGUGGGGUGCAUAUGGCUCAGAGUGGUGCGCCUACGCUUGUGAUGACACCGGGCGUCACUCCUGCGACAUUCACUUACACCUAUGGUGACGCCAGCCGUACCCCCUGCGCCGGUGUAUGCCAAUUACAAAUACACAGAGGGAAAAGCAAAGGCAUCCACGACGGCAGCACCCACGGUUACAACAAAGGCACCUACGACAGCACCUACGUUUUCUGCUGCAAAAGCACCCGCGAAUACCCCAGCGCUGCCGCCGACAUUGGCUCCAGCGACUGA